Messenger RNA from Dacryopinax primogenitus, 1378 nucleotides. RefSeq lists its product as uncharacterized. NCBI's taxonomy places the organism in Eukaryota, Fungi, Basidiomycota, Dacrymycetes, Dacrymycetales, Dacrymycetaceae. The record is from RefSeq and is a predicted model, not a curated record. The annotation marks the transcript as partial. The transcript has 6 exons.
CAGAUCUAUGUGUUUCUGAAGAACAGUCAUGCACAUCUCAGCAACCCCUUGGUCAGGCUGGCAAACAUUGGUGACUGUCCUUGUCUGCUGACCAGCCAAUCCCUUCCUUCAAGCAGAAGCUGCUUGACUUUGCUAUUGGCAUGAACAAACCUUCUUUCCAAGCCCGUCCCAAGUUCCUCAAGCAAUACUGGGAGCACCAGCUCUUGCCUGAGCAAUGGCAGGAGUAUGUGGAGCAAGCAUUGAAGGAGCAAGAGACCCCCAACAUUCUCAUUGAAGGGAAACAGAUGUUGGGAUGUCCCUCAGAGAAGAUUUUUGCUUCAAUAGCAGCUUUUCACAAAGCUGUAAGCACCCAUACAGGCUGGGUCCUGUUCACUCUUGCUGGCAGAGUUGAUAAAUCAGGUGCCAGAGCUGUAACACAUGUGGACUCUGGUAAAACAUCUGCCAAUCUUGGCUUUUUGGAGUACAAUGUGUGUCAUCAUGAUGGCAUGAUGCAGGCAUGGAAGGACUUUGUGAAAGCUACCAUCCCCACCAAAACCCUGUCACAACAAGCUCCUAUGCAAAUACUACCAACUUUGCAGCGAGAUACCUGCAACCACCGUAUCCUUCCACCUUUGGACUCUGCAUGGAAUCGGCUAGAGAUUGCAGUCAUGCUGCAGACAUAUCUCAUGAGCCUUCACAGUAGGCCUGGAUGUCUCCCAAUUGACUUCUCCCUCUCAGAUCCAGAACACAUGUCAUUUGUGGACAUGUUGAAGACUUAUACCCUUGUUUGCAAACAACAAGAAGAGUUCCAGGAAGAGUUCAUGUUCUUCACCCCUCCAGAUCAAGUCGAGCCCUUCCACUUUGACAUGACAAACCUUGAAUUGUCUCCUGCCCCAGCAAGUGCAAAUCAACCUCCCACAACUUCAGCUAGAAGACAGCCCAUAAUCCAGACAACACAAAUGUCCAUAGCCAGCAGACAGACCAGUAUACAUUCACCUCACUCAAUUCAAUCACUCUGCUCCUGAACAGCCACAUCCAACGGGGAGGUCUGUGACACCCUGACAAGAUGGAAUCCUUUUGGUGAUGAGCCAUGCACAUCCCCUCCACCUUCAGAUGAAGAUGUCUUCCAAAUUGAUUCACUGGUGCACAGGGAGAACAUUGCUCAAGGGACAGUUCUCUGCAUGUCAUGUGAAUUGAUCUGAUGAGUGAUGCACAGGCAGUGCAUCCAGAAGGUGGCAUUUUGUGCUCCAUCCUGGAAUGAUUUCUGACAAAGUCCCUCAGCACAGUGACAUUGUCUGACCCUUGGCAAGAACCAUCCUCCACACAUUCUCCAGUGGGCCACAGACACUUAUGACAUGGUGGUGCCCAAGUACCUGAUGUUCAUGUGCGGCAAUCAAUG